Messenger RNA from Uloborus diversus, 7470 nucleotides. Its product is annotated as neurogenic locus Notch protein-like. The coding region runs from base 1 to 7470 and encodes 2489 amino acids. Gene Ontology annotation, biological process: Notch signaling pathway; regulation of developmental process; multicellular organism development. Gene Ontology annotation, molecular function: calcium ion binding; protein binding. The record is from RefSeq and is a predicted model, not a curated record. Gene Ontology annotation, cellular component: membrane. The transcript is spliced from 33 exons. Lineage: Eukaryota; Metazoa; Arthropoda; Arachnida; Araneae; Uloboridae.
AUGCCGCCGCUGUGUCAUCCACCGGGCUGGUUGUUUGGAUUGACCCUCUUGGCGGCUUUCGCUCUCAGACCUGUCUCUCCCAAAGUUUGGGGUAUGCCACUGGAAAUAAUCUACACAAUUUUGCAGGUUUCAGGACUACUAUCUUGCACACCAAAUCCGUGCAAAAAUGGAGCAUCAUGUGUUUCCAAUCCAAAUCCAAGGGGGAACUCGCACUGCAAUUGCCCGCCCAUGUUCAUGGGUGAUUUCUGUCAGCACCUGAAUCCGUGCCACACGUGGCCCGGGCCACGCUGUCAGAAUGGGGGCAAGUGCCAAGUCGAGAUGAGCGUCACCAGCGGUCCCACUUUUUCGUGCAAGUGUCCCGUCGGGUUCUCAGCGUCCCUCUGCGAAAUUGCCGUCCCGAAUAGCUGCAACAGCAACCCAUGCCUGAACGGGGGCACCUGCACUCUAGUCACCUUGCAGAAUUACACCUGUUCCUGUGCCGCUGGAUUCCGAGGUGAUCACUGCCAAUUAACAGAUCACUGCUCUUCUCAGCCUUGUCGGAAUGGAGCUUCGUGCCAAUCGCUCAAAGACAGCUACCGAUGUACUUGUUCUAAAGGAUUUUCUGGUUCUAUGUGCACUGUCGAUAUAGAUGAAUGUCAGCAUGAUUUGUGUGUUCAUGGAAGAUGCAUAAACACAGUAGGAUCUUACAGGUGUCAUUGCUCAGAAGGCUACACUGGAAAAAAUUGUGAAUCUCAGUACAUUCCAUGCGACCCAAGUCCUUGUACAAAUGGCGGCACUUGUAAGCACAUAGAUGAUUUGAACUAUCAGUGCACUUGUCCUCCUGGAUUUACCGGUGCAAACUGCGAAAUAAACAUUGACGAUUGUCCUGGGAAUUUGUGUCAAAAUGGUGCUACGUGUAUAGAUGGUGUAAACACUUAUACUUGCCAUUGUCCACCAACUUACACAGGAACUUACUGUGGCAAAGAUGUUGAUGAAUGUGCACUUCGGCCUAGUGUUUGCAAAAAUGGAGCUACAUGUACGAAUAACGUUGGAGGUUACACCUGUAUUUGUGUAAAUGGUUGGACAGGUCAAGAUUGUUCUGAAAAUAUCGACGAUUGUGCUGUUGCAGCAUGUUUUAAUGGGGCCACUUGUCAUGAUCGAGUUGGAUCUUUUUAUUGCCAGUGUGCUCCUGGAAAAACAGGCCUUCUUUGUCACUUGGAUGAUGCUUGUGCAAGUAAUCCUUGCCAUGUGGGUGCUAUGUGCGAUACCAGCCCGAUCGAUGGAACCUAUAUAUGUUCUUGUCCGAAUGGUUUUAAAGGCACUGACUGCACGGAAGAUAUCGAUGAGUGUGAAGAAGGUUAUCCAUGUGAGCAUGAGGGCAAAUGUGUCAACAUACCAGGAUCAUUCAGUUGCAAUUGCACUAAAGGAUUUACUGGACCUAGAUGCGAGAUUAACAUAAACGAGUGUGAUUCAAAUCCUUGCCAAAAUGAGGGUACAUGUUUGGACGAAAGAGGUGGAUUCCGAUGUGUUUGCAUGCCAGGUUAUAAAGGAAUAUUUUGUGAAGAAGAUAUUGAUGAAUGCUCUUCAAGACCCUGUCUUAACAAUGGCAUCUGCACUGAUUUGAUAAAUGGUUUCCAGUGUAUGUGUCCCAUAGGAUUUUCUGGGAAAAAGUGUGAAAUAAAUGAAGAUGAUUGUUUAAGUCAUCCUUGCCAAAAUGGUGCCAGAUGUAUUGAUGCAAUUGCCAGCUAUAUUUGCCAAUGCCCUCCAGGAUUUACUGGCAUUAAUUGUGAGACCAACAUCAAUGACUGUCAGUCUUUUCCUUGUCGUCAUGGGGAGUGCGUUGAUGGUAUUAACUCAUUCCACUGCAACUGCCAACGAGGUUACACUGGAAGACUUUGCCAAACCCAAAUCAAUGAAUGCUUGAGCAACCCAUGUCAGAAUGAUGGCAUGUGUGAAGAUCUUGUGAAUGGAUAUCAGUGCAGGUGUCUUCCAGGAACGUCUGGAUUUAACUGUGAGCACAAUGUGAAUGAAUGCUUCAGCAAUCCUUGUCGAAAUGGAGCUAACUGCAAGGAUGGAAUAAAUUCUUACACCUGUGUUUGCCAUCCUGGAUUUACUGGUUUACAUUGUGAAUCAAAUAUCGAUGACUGUGCAAGUAAUCCAUGUGCUAACGGUGGUAUAUGCACUGACCUUAUUGAUGGUUUUCGUUGUGAAUGUCCUCGUGGUUAUUAUGAUGCUAGAUGCUUAUCCGAUGUAAAUGAAUGUGCCAGUAAUCCUUGUCGCCAUGGAGCAACUUGUGAAGAUGGGGUUAAUAGAUUUAUAUGCCACUGCCCUCCUGGAUAUGGAGGACACCGAUGUGAAAUGGAUAUUGACGAAUGCCAGUCAAACCCUUGUCAACAUGGGGGAAGUUGCCGAGACUCUUUAGCUAGCUACACAUGCACCUGUCUUCCUGGAUAUUCUGGGAAGAACUGUGAAAUCAACAUUAAUGACUGCGCAAUUGAUCCUUGUUUAAAUGGUGGCUCAUGCAUUGAUCUUGUCAACAGUUACCAGUGCGUAUGUGAAGUGCCUUUUACAGGAACAAAUUGUGAAAUCGAAUUGGAUCCAUGCAGUCCAAACAAGUGCAAAAACAGUGCAAAAUGCAUUCCAUCAUCUAACUACCAAGAUUUUGCUUGUAGUUGUAAUCUAGGCUAUACUGGCCGAUUGUGUGAUGAGGAUAUAGAUGAAUGUGAAGUUUCAUCUCCUUGUCGCAAUGGGGCCACAUGUGUGAAUACUAAUGGAUCUUACACUUGUACUUGUUCCAAGGGCUAUGAAGGGAAAGAUUGUCUAAUUAAUAUAGAUGACUGUGCCUCAUUUCCAUGCCAAAAUGGUGGCACCUGUCUCGACGGAGUUGGUGAAUACACUUGCUUUUGUGUGGAUGGAUUUGGGGGUUUGCAUUGUGAAACUGACAUCAACGAAUGUGCGAGUGAUCCUUGCCAAAACGGAGCAACUUGCAAUGAUUAUGUCAACAGUUAUACUUGUACCUGCCCAUCUGGCUUUAGUGGCACCAAUUGUCAGACUAACGAUGAAGAUUGUAAUCUAAGCUCUUGUGUUAAUGGAGGCACUUGCAUUGAUGGCAUAAAUAAUUAUACUUGUCGGUGUGCUCCUGGAUAUACUGGAAGUAACUGCCAACUUCAUAUUAACGAGUGUGAUUCACAACCAUGUCGUCACGGCGCCACUUGUGUUGACCACAUCGGCUCUUUUACAUGUCACUGUCCAUUUGGAUUCACAGGUUUACAGUGUGAAAAUUUUGUAGAUUGGUGUAGCACAAGUCCUUGUAUGAACGGAGCAACAUGUAAGCAGAUUAAUAAUACUUAUGGAUGCACAUGCAAGCCUGGAUGGACGGGAUUGUUAUGUGAUGUUAGCAUGGUCUCUUGCUCAGAUGCAGCUUUGAAGAAAGGUAUUUCACUUGGAAAUUUGUGUCAAAAUGGUGGCAGGUGUGAAGAUAUAGGCAACAGUCAUAGAUGUAUUUGUGUAACUGGGUAUGAAGGCAGUUAUUGUCAGCAUGAAAUCAAUGAAUGUUCUUCACAGCCUUGUCAUAAUGGAGCUACAUGUAAAGAUCUUGUUGGAAGAUACUCUUGUUCUUGUCCACCAGGCUUCAAAGGAUUGAAUUGUGAACAUAACAUCGAUGACUGCUUUCCCAAUCAAUGUAGAAAUGGGGGGACUUGUCAUGAUCUUGUCAAUAGUUUUGUAUGUUCUUGUCCUCAUGGAACUCAAGGUAUCUUAUGUGAAAUAAAUAUUAAUGAAUGUUUCGAAGGAGCUUGUCAUCAUGGAGGUACAUGCAUUGAUAAAGUAGGGAAUUACGAAUGCCAGUGUCCACCAGGCUUUGUUGGUCCAAGGUGUGAAGGAGAUGUGAAUGAAUGUCUUUCGAAUCCUUGUUAUGCUAUUGGAACUCAAGACUGUGUUCAGUUGAUCAAUGACUAUCGUUGUGACUGUAAACCUGGGUACAUGGGACGCCAUUGUGAAUCAAAGAUAAAUUUCUGUGCUUCCAAUCCUUGUUUAAAUGGAGGUGUUUGCACAAGUGUAGCUCAAGGACAUGCAUGCAUCUGUGCUGAUGGGUUCUAUGGUGAAAUAUGCAGUUAUACAAAUGCAUCUUGCUCUUCAAAUCCAUGUAAGAAUGGUGGUCAGUGCAGAUUAAGGAAAUAUGAUUACGUAUGUGUCUGUCCUAAUGGUGCAGGAGGUCAAAACUGUGAAGUUGACACAGAAAACGAAUGCUUGUCAUCCCCAUGUUUAAAUGGAGGCACAUGCCAUAAUAGAAUAGGGAAGUAUGAAUGUGAGUGUCCUACAAACUGGAAUGGUGCCCGCUGCAGUGUCUUUGAUUCUUCAUUUUCUGGUGGUGUCUUUCUUAGACCUGUAACAGUAUUCAGAGAUGAAGAAGAAAGGAUUGAUUUGUGUGAAUUGAACGAGUGUGACAAGAAGUCUGGAAAUAGGAAAUGUAAUGAAGAGUGUAACACAGCUCAAUGUAAUUUUGAUGGUGGUGACUGUUCAUUAGGAAGAAAUCCAUGGAUGAAUUGUACUGCUACAAUCAAUUGCUGGGAUGUCUUUCGAAAUGAUGAAUGCAAUAUUGAAUGUAAUAACAUUGAUUGUCUAUUUGAUGGCUUUGACUGUGAGCAGAAAUUAUUACCUUGCAAUGAACACUACGAUACAUAUUGUUUGAAAAAUUAUGGGAAUGGCUACUGUGAUUAUGGUUGUAACAAUGAAGAAUGUAAUUGGGAUGGAUUGGAUUGUGAAUCUGAACCACCAAGACUUGCUGAUGGAUCUUUAAUGGCCAUUGUGCUUAUGGAGCCAGAGGUAUUUCUAAAUAAUUCUGUUCCUUUCCUGAGAGAAAUUGGUCAUGCUUUAAGAACUAUUGUGCGCAUAAAAAAGGAUGAAGAUGGUUUACUCAUGGUUUAUCCAUGGCAAGCGAAGGAUGUGCCUGUUAGUUACCAAUACAAAACUCAUCCAAAAUCUGGAACUAAGGUAUAUAUGGAAAUUGACAAUAGAAGAUGUGUCAAAUCUGCUGCUACAGAAUGUUUCCAAUCAGCAUCCAAAGCUGCACAAUUCCUUUCUGCAGCACAUUCACGUCAAGCUUUCGCAUUCCAAAUCAAAGAAAUCAGUGGUGCCGAUGAAGAAAGAACUACAGGUGUUAAGAUGUAUUACCCUGAUAUGAUGUACAUAGUCAUUGGAGUUAUUGUGUUUGUGCUGAUGGGACUGUUAUUUGGUGUAUUGAUCACCACUAGAAAAAGAGCAAGAGGCAUCACCUGGUUCCCAGAAGGGUUUUUUAGAACUAAUAGUAGCCAGCGAAGGAGAUCUCGCAGGAGAGGACCAGAUGGACAAGAGAUGAGAAAUUUAAACAAGCAAUCUUCUGCUAAUAGAGUGGAUGUAAAUGCAAACGAUAAUGCAUCUCCUCCAAUGUCAUCCCUUCCAACCACUGAUGCAAAUCAAUGGAGUGAUGAUGACGAUCCACCUGUUAAGAGAGUGAAGAGUGAGAAGUCUCAUGAUGGAAGCUUUGGUGACAGCCAGAGUUCUAUUUCCCCUCCUGAGUAUGACGAAAGUGAUCCCCGACAAUGGACCCAGCAACAUUUAGAUGCAGCAGAUGUAAGGAAUCCUGAUAUUUUAGCCUUAACACCACCUCAAGGGGAUGGAGAUAUGGAACCUGGAAGUGUUGAUGUUAAUGUGCAAGGACCUGGUGGUUUAACACCAUUGAUGCUUGCCUCAUUUCGAGGUGGUGGUAUUGAUGUCAUUGAGGAUGGUGAAGAUGAUGAUGGCUCUGGAAGUAUGGUCCAAGAUUUAUUAAUGCAAGGUGCAAAGAUUAACAUGACUGUUGAAAGGACUGGAGAAACAUCACUGCAUUUAGCUGCUAGGUAUGCCAGGGCUGAUGCUGCAAAACGAUUACUGGAUGCUGGUGCUGAUGCAAAUGCUCAAGACAAUACAGGAAGAACUCCUUUACAUGCUGCGGUUUCAGCUGAUGCCCAAGGAGUGUUCCAGAUUCUUUUGAGGAAUAGGGCAACAAAUUUGAAUGCCCGUAUGCAUGAUGGAACAACACCCCUGAUACUUGCUGCUCGACUGGCAAUCGAAGGCAUGGUUGAAGAGUUAGUGAAUGCUGAGGCUGAUAUUAAUUCUGCAGACGAUCAUGGCAAAACUGCAUUGCACUGGGCAGCUGCUGUCAACAAUGUUGAUGCUGUCCGUGUACUGAUUGCUCAUGGAGUCAACAAAGAUGCUCAAGAUGACAAAGAGGAAACUCCAUUAUUUUUGGCAGCAAGAGAAGGCAGCUACCAGGCAGCAAAAAUACUCUUGGAAAAUUUAGCGAACAAAGAAAUCACUGAUCAUAUGGACAGGCUUCCUCGUGAUGUUGCAUGUGAACGAAUGCACAUGGAUAUCGUGCGACUACUUGAAGAAUAUGUUCCUCCAAGCCCUCAGAUAGCUAAUGGUCACUUAAAUGCAGGCUCACCUGCAGUCCUUUUAUCCAGUUUGUUAGGCUCAUCAAAAUCAAAACCAAAACGAAGACUCAAAGUGAAUAAUGUCGGUUCUGCACCAGGCCGGGAAGCUCCAGAUUCUGUGGCUUUAGAAAAUGGUUUGAGAAGAAAACCAUCCAUUAAGAGACGUAAGGACACUCAUAUGAUGAUGCAAGGUUUGGAUGGCUCUAUGUCGCUGUCUCCAGUUGAUUCUCUGACAUCUCCCAAUGGACUUGCACAAAAUGGGAUGGAAAACUCGGAACCCAUUUAUACUCAGUUGAGUAAUGUCUUGCAUAUGCAGCCAAAUUCAGUGAAACAAUUGCCUUCUUAUGAAGAUAGGCUUAAAAUGAACUACUCCUUAGGACCCCCUGUUGAUUCACAUGGACUAAGUCAAAUGUACCUUGAUCCAAGCAUGGCGAAUACAAUGCAAAAUUUGCCAACUCAUCACAUGAGACAGAACUCAAUUUCAAGCAAUAAUGGUGUAUCAACUACACGGCCCUAUAACAAUGUAUCUCCCAUAAAACAGCGCCCUUCAUUACCUACAUCACCCACCCAUAUGGCAGCAAUGAGAGCUGCUCACCACCAACGAACUACAAAAUUGCAAUCGCAAAGUAACGGCAGUGCAAUUUAUGACUAUCCUUCUGCUAUGUCAGAUGUGCAGCAGCUGAUGGGGUCUAAUAUCAAAAUGGAGGUGCAGGGAAAUGGACAAUCUUUGUACUCUCAUUUGUUUCAUUAUCCUACACCCCCAUCUCAGCACAGUCACAGUGGUGGGGAAACUACCCCUCAACAUUACCUUCACCCUCCCGAGACUUACUUAACUCCUUCGCCAGAAUCACCAGGACAAUGGUCUAGCUCUUCACCGCAUUCUGCUCAGUCAGACUGGUCAGAGAGCAUAGCCAGCCCAAUGGGAAAUAACCUUCAUCCUCAGCAUACUGUUGACCAUUCACAACAUCAGAAAGCACAGACUGUUAGCACGAAUCAACAAUCUGUUGUUGCACAGUCGCCAGAAGCUGUGUUUAUUUAA